Molecule: messenger RNA, 468 nt
Organism: Entamoeba dispar SAW760
Lineage: Eukaryota; Evosea; Mastigamoebida; Endamoebidae
Exons: 1
Coding region: 1-468 (155 amino acids)
Cellular component (GO): membrane
Source: RefSeq, a predicted model, not a curated record
AUGAAAUUAUUUGAUUAUUAUCAAUUAUUUAAUAAUCGUUUAUCUGAUCCUGGUUCAAUGCUUUUUUCUGCAGCAUAUUUAUGUCGUUUAUGUGCUCCAUUAGCAUUAAAUAUUCUUCAUAUGAUUAAAUUUGAUGGUAUUCAUUUCAAUGGAACACAAACUGCUUUUCAGUCAGUAAUGUCUUCAAUGGAAGAUAUUCCAUUCUUUGGUCAAAAUAGUUUCAAUGAUUUCUUCCCUGUUUGUAUUGUAAUUGUUUCUGCAUUUAGUUUGUUGAACCAUUUCAUUCCAAUUCCUUUAAUUUUCAAUUCAAUUUUGAAAUUCUUUGGUGUUAGAGAUCAUAAUAAACUAACUACUGCUCAAAAAAUAAAAAGAGGUAAAUACAUUUCUCAAAUAUUUUACACUCGAUAUGCUGAUUAUAUGUUUACUUUAAAUGCAAGUACUCAUUUAUUAAAACAAAAAGAUGAUUAA